CAAGCGGCAGCUGCAGCAGGAGGUGUGGAAGGCUUUGAGGAGCCAGCUACUGUGGGAAAGGUCACCCUUCACUCUCUGGACUUUUGGGUCAUCGUUAGCGGCGCCACCUACAGCAUGACACCUCGUGCGGACUUGCUCACCGAACUCGAACCGUCGCCGGUCAAGCAUGUUACAUCGGCUUUGGGGCAGCGAGCAGAGGUGAAGGGCAUGGGCAAGGCCAUGUUCAAGGGUGCUGAUGGGAAGAUGGUGGGCCUCAAGAACGUGCUUUUGGUGCCCAACUUAGCAGCCAACCUGAUUUCCGUUCGGCGUUUGCAAAAUGCCGGCAUGGACACAUCUUCCAAGGGAUCCAAAACCUAUACCGCAAGGCUUGGUGAGCGGAAGCUUUGGGACCUUCAUGAGGACAGGGACAUCUACAAUGAGAUGUGGCAAAUCCCAGCGAUUCGCACUGACCGUGGGGGAGAGUUCCUGAGCAAGGAUUUCUCAACUUGGCUAAAGAAUCAGGGCAUAAGGCACUCUCUUACCAUGCCCUACUCUCCUGCAAUGAACGGCAUCGCCGAGCGUGCGAAUCGGACACUCACGGAGACGGCACGGGGACUUCUCAUUGAAGCCGGUCUACCCAAUUACUUUUGGCCGGAUGCGGUGCGGCAUGCUUGUGUGGCCAAGAACAGAGCCUUGACUCAUGUGGGAGAAGACAAAUGGGUGCCCUAUGUGGAGUGAAGUGGCAUUGGGUGAGGAGCAUGGUAACCGCGGGUGAAGUGGAGUUGCACUACGUGAAGACGACGGCGCAGCCUGCUGAUAUGAUGACCAAGAGGCUGGUU
Messenger RNA from Closterium sp. NIES-67, 818 nucleotides. Lineage: Eukaryota; Viridiplantae; Streptophyta; Zygnematophyceae; Desmidiales; Closteriaceae. The record is from the annotation of a GenBank genome assembly.